AGGCGGAAUACGAUGGUUUUCGAUGUGUUCAAAGAUGUGCUGCACACUCUAGAAGAUGUUCCUUAUCGUAAGCCUCAACGUCCGCUAUCAAACCUCGAAAGGAUCCAAGAAUGCUGCCGUUGUCUAGUGCUGACCGAUGCUCAACUCCACGAAAUGAUGGUAUCAUUGGAAAAAAGCAUGAAUGAAGGGUUAGCCAAAGAAACAGCUUCAAAAGCUGUUAUAAAAAUGCUUCCCUCUUAUGUUCGAGCCGUUCCGAAUGGUAAGGAAUUCGGCGACUUCUUGGCAUUAGAUCUUGGCGGAACGAAUUUUCGUGUGCUGCUGAUUCGUCUCAAAGGCAAAGAGGCCGAGAUGAUUGGAAAAAUCUUUCGAGUGCCGGAGAGUGUGAUGAGGGGUUCUGGAGAGGCGCUCUUCGAUCAUAUUGCUGAUUGCAUGGCGAAGUUUAUGGAAGAGCAAGGUGUUAGCAAUGCACAAAAACUACCGCUUGGAUUCACUUUCUCUUUCCCAUGUAAACAGGAAGGAUUGACCUGCGCAAAACUUAUCACCUGGACCAAAGGCUUCAACGCCAGCGGAGUAGAGGGCUCAGACGUUGUUUCCAUGCUUAGGGAUGCAUGCAAGAGAAGAGAGGACAUCGAUAUUGAUGUGGUCGCCGUCCUGAACGACACCGUUGGUACAUUAAUGGCAUGUGCGUUCAAAGAGAAUAGCUGUCAGGUUGGCAUAAUUGUUGGAACGGGAACGAAUGCUUGCUAUAUGGAAAAAUUAUCUCGAAUAGAGAAAUUAUGCGGUGAAUGUGAUAAUGAUGGUCUACCGGAUGAGAUGAUCAUCAAUACUGAAUGGGGAGCGUUCGGUGAUGAUGGUGCUUUGGAUUCGAUACGUACAGAUUUUGACAAAGCAGUUGAUGCAGGAAGUAUCAAUCCGGGAAAGCAGUUAUUCGAGAAGAUGAUCUCUGGAAUGUAUAUGGGUGAGCUGGUUCGGGUAGUCCUUGAGAGUUUGGCCAAAGAGGGAUUGCUAUUCAACGGUGACUGCGAUGCGAUCUCUCAACAUGGUUGUUUCCCAACGAAAUUUGUCUCUGAAAUUGAAAGUGAACUGCUUGAGCAAGAGGAACGAACAUUCCAGAGGACUUAUCAGAUCCUGGAAGAUAUUGGCAUCGAAAACGUGUCCGGUGCCGAUUGCGCAAAUGUGGCUUAUGUUUGCAGUUUGAUUAGUACGAGAGCAGCCUACAUGACAGCAGCGGGUAUCGCUAUGUUACUGAACCGUAUGAAACGUCCCUAUGUGACGGUAGGAGUUGAUGGUUCCGUCUACCGUUUCCACCCUACGUUCCCGCGUUUACUCGAUGAGAAAAUCGACCAAUUGAUAGAGGGUGAUAUUGAGUAUCAACUCAUGCUUUCCGAGGAUGGUAGCGGUCGAGGAGCAGCACUUGUAGCAGCGGUAGCAACACGCAUGAAAGAGGAGCGAAUGUGCAAAUAAAUGUGACCAUUGGGUCCUGACUGACCAAAAUCUGAGAAUAACGCUUUUACUCCUUGUCUGAUGAUUAUCAAUUGCUCGUGUAAUCUGACUUAAUGCAAUAACUCGUGUAAUAUUGUCUUUUAGGCAAUCAAAUUGUGCACAUACAAAACGUGUAGAUUAUAUUCUGAUACGUUGUCCAGAUGAUUUACAUCCAUGUUAGUAUGGGUGAUAGCUUGGAUACGUUGUUGAUGUGAUAAGACCCAUUACCAUGAUCAUUGAGAUACUAGCGAAUUUCACUCAAAGCUGUAGAUGUUAUGCAUAAAAUAAGAUUUAAUGAAUAAAAAAUGCGUU
This is a messenger RNA of Cylicocyclus nassatus, 1794 nucleotides long. The record is from the annotation of a GenBank genome assembly. Lineage: Eukaryota; Metazoa; Nematoda; Chromadorea; Rhabditida; Strongylidae.